Molecule: messenger RNA, 5485 nt
Organism: Hemibagrus wyckioides
Lineage: Eukaryota; Metazoa; Chordata; Actinopteri; Siluriformes; Bagridae
Gene: trim3b
Product: tripartite motif containing 3b
Exons: 13
Coding region: 291-2606 (771 amino acids)
Biological process (GO): protein polyubiquitination; proteasome-mediated ubiquitin-dependent protein catabolic process; negative regulation of translation
Molecular function (GO): translation repressor activity; ubiquitin protein ligase activity; zinc ion binding
Source: RefSeq, a predicted model, not a curated record
UCAGUGUGAGGUGGCUGGAGGAAGCCUGUGUGCAGUGAAGCGUGGGGUGGAGAGACUGAGAAAGGGAGGGAGAGAGCAAGAGACACGGGAAUGAAGGAGAGAAGCAGAGGGAGGGUAAAAAGUUUAGAGUUGAGCUUAGGGGGCGUAGGCAGGGACAGAGACCCAGGAUCUCAUUUUGUUGUUCUGUUUCUGAGCUCAGCUGAAACACAGGAAACAGGGAUGAAGCCUGCCUGAGAUUUCUCCAACUCUUCUGUGUUAAGGUGUGUCCUCACCCCCAGCCGUGUCUGUGAAUGUCUGUCACCAUGGCUAAGCGUGAGACUGGCAGCACAAGUCCAGUGGUGCGACAAAUAGACAAGCAGUUCCUGGUCUGCAGCAUCUGCCUCGAUCACUUCCACAAUCCCAAAGUGCUACCCUGCUUACACACCUUCUGCGAACGGUGCUUACAGAACUACAUCCCUCCCCAGUCACUGACGCUGUCGUGUCCGGUGUGCCGACAGACUUCUAUCCUGCCUGAAAAAGGUGUAGCGGCACUGCAGAAUAACUUCUUUAUCACCAAUCUGAUGGAGGUGCUGCAGAGGGAUCCGGAAUGUUCCCGUCCUGAGGCAUGCAACGUGCUGGAGUCUGUGAGCGCAGCAGCUGCUGGGAAGCCUCUUUCCUGCCCAAAUCACGAGGGCAAGGUGAUGGAGUUUUACUGUGAGUCGUGUGAAACAGCCAUGUGUUUAGACUGCACAGAGGGGGAACACAGAGAACAUGUCACUGUCCCGCUGAGAGAUGUUCUGGAACAGCACAAAGCAGCACUGAAGAAUCAGCUGGAUGCCAUUCGCAACAGGUUGCCUCAGCUGACAGCUGCAAUUGAACUGGUGACUGAGAUCUCCAGGCAGCUGAUGGAGCGGAAGACUGAAGCAGUGAAUGAGAUCAGCAGUACGUUUGAGGAGCUGGAGAGGGUUCUGCACCAACGUAAGACUGCCCUCAUCACUGACCUAGAGAACAUCUGCAGCUCCAAGCAGAAGGUGCUGCAGUCCCAGCUGUUGUCCCUGCAACAGGCAAAAGAACAUAUUGAGAGUAGCUGCAGCUUCACAGAGCAGGCGCUGAGCCAUGGGGGUGCUGCCGAGGUGCUGCUUGUGCAGAAGCAGAUGGGGGAGCGUGCAGGUGCUCUGGCCUGUCACACCUUCCCUGAGCGACCGCAUGAGAACGGACACCUGCAGUGCCGCCUAGAGACAGAGGGCCUGAGGCGAUCCAUCCAGAACCUGGGGGUCCUGAUCACCACUAGUGCUGUCGGACACACCAGCGUGGCCACCGGAGAGGGCCUGAGGCACGCCGUUAUUGGCCAGCACAGCACCAUCACCGUUACCACCAAGGACAAGGAAGGAGAAUUGGUGAGAAGUGGCAAUGCACUUCUAAAAGCAGAUAUCACAGGGCCGGAAGGAAGCAAAGCAGUUGAGGUGGAGGUAGUGGACAAUAAAAACGGCACAUACGAAGUGGGCUACACGCUGAGGAGUGAGGGAGAGUAUUCUUUCUCAUUGAUGCUAUAUGGCCAGCCUGUGAGAGGGAGUCCGUUCAGACUGCGUGCCAUAAAGCCCAGCGACGUGCCUCAGUCUCCUGAAGAUGUGAAAAGAAGGGUGAAGUCACCCAGCGGAAGUGGAGGACACAUCAGGCAGAAAGCUGUCCGAAGACCCUCCAGCAUGUACAGCACUACUAAGAAGAAGGAGAAUCCUAUUGAGGAUGAGCUUAUCUACAGAGUAGGCACAAGAGGCAGAGAGAAGGGCGAGUUCACUAAUCUUCAAGGCAUCUCCACCUGCAGCGGCAGAGUUGUAGUGGCAGACAGCAACAACCAGUGUAUUCAGGUAUUUACUAAUGAUGGACAGUUUAAGCUGAGGUUUGGCGUGCGAGGCCGCUCACCAGGGCAGCUGCAGCGACCCACAGGCGUGGCAGUAGACAUGAACGGAGACAUCAUAGUAGCUGAUUAUGAUAAUCGAUGGAUAAGCAUCUUCUCCUCAGAAGGGAAGUUUAAGAAUAAAAUCGGUGCCGGGAGGCUAAUGGGGCCGAAGGGCAUUGCGGUGGAUAGGAACGGUCACAUCAUUGCUGUUGAUAACAAGGCAUGCUGUGUCUUCAUCUUCCAGUCCAACGGGAAACUGGUCACCAGGUUUGGGGCAAGGGGCUCGUUGGACAGACAGUUUGCAGAAAAAAGUGGUUCAAACUUUGCACAGGAGCAAAAGCUUAGUAAAUCUGGCCCUGGGUUCAGUCCACACUUUGUGGCUGUCAACAACAAGAACGAAAUCAUAGUAACAGACUUUCAUAACCACUCGGUUAAGGUGUUCAGUGCAGACGGCGAGUUCCUCUUUAAAUUUGGCUCACAUGGUGAAGGAAAUGGACAGUUUAAUGCCCCGACAGGAGUGGCUGUUGAUGCAAAUGGGAACAUCAUUGUAGCAGACUGGGGUAACAGCAGGAUACAGGUGUUUGACAGCUCAGGCUCUUUCCUGUCCUACAUUAACACCAGCGCAGACCCACUGUAUGGGCCACAGGGUUUGGCGCUCACGUCUGAAGGCCAUGUGGUUGUUGCAGACUCGGGGAACCACUGCUUUAAAGUGUAUCGCUAUCUGCAGUAGUGCUCCAGCACUCCUGCUUUCACUCUCCUACUGUUUUGCACGUUCAGCUAAAAUCAAUUCCCUUAACCAAACUAAAGAGGAUGAGCAGAAAGCAUGAGAGCAUUUUUCUUUCACAGUGCAGUUCUCCAAAAAAUACUUUUUUUUUUUUUUUUUUUUUUUUUAAUUUUAUUUAUGAUGGUGAACUAGACCUUAUGAUUGUUUAGAGUGGAUUUGGGAGAGUGAUAUAAUAAGCACACAUUGUACAGUUAUUCACCUUUAGGUUGAAAAGAGAUCGGUAAAAGUGAGAAUAAUUUGUGUACAGCACUUUCUCUGAAGCAUGCAUUCAUAAAGCGACAGUAGUGUGUGUGUGUCAUUUCUGCCAUUUGGUAACUGCAGACAUUUUUUAAAAAUAAAUAAAUUUUAAAAUGGCUAAUAAAAAUACAUGUUGAUAUAAAUUCAUUUCUUUAUAACAUGUAAACAUUUACUUUUAGCCUAAUUCCAGAACUUGUACAUAAGCACAAGCGCAGUGCUGCAGCUUAAUUUAGAAAACUCAAUGAUAAUUAAUUAUUCGUAUAUUUUUUCAGGGAUUUUCAAAAGUCAGCAAUUAAGACACUUGUAAUAAAUAGGGACUCUUAAAUGACAUGUUAUUAAGGAAUUAAUUAUACAUCAUGGUGCGUUAAUUACCAAAUUUCAACGAAUACUCUUGUGAUUAUUAUACGGCUGCAAUGCUUCAUGAAUACAGGCAUCACAGAAAGUAUAAACAUUUUUAAAGUCUAAACUUUACUGAGGCUUUGCUAGUUUCUUAGAUCAGCAGUGAAAUUAGACCUUGAACCCUCUUGCCAGCUCUACUUCCUGUCUCUCUGUUAAACACACUCAUCCUCUUUGUCUUUUUGACUGCAAACCAUAUUUGUGGAUUUUGAUGCCUGUGUAUUUGUACCUAUGCGCAUAAACAAGUGUCUGUAAAUAUGCAUAUGUGUGUAUAUAUACAGGGGAGAGUAUAUAUGUAAUCUGUAAAUGGUACCACACUUUGGCUUCCCAUCAUCGAUGUCACUGAGCUGGUGUUAGACUACAGACUACUGCGUUUACAGCAGGAUGCCGCGGCCGAAAAGGACUCUAAUUAUUUUUCUAUUUCGUUAUUUCAUUACGUUUCGAGCUGUCCUAUCAAUGUAAAAAAAAAAAAAAUUAACCCUUGGUGACUGAGGUAAAAAAAACAAAUAAAUAAAUAAAUAAAUAGCAGGGUUUAGAUAAAUGUUUUGUUAAUCACAUUGCAGUGUGUUUGCACAUCGAGUCGCAUACUCAGAAUAUCUUUGUAAAUAAUCAUUUCAGUUUCUACAGCCGACGCAUCGUAGUACUUUCUGUGGCAGUGGAAAAGUCGUCUUUUAAUCAGUAUUUAAUUGUUUUUUAUUUAUUUGAUGUUUUGUACAGAUUUUGUUCUGUUUUUUUUUAUAAUCUCUGCAUAAGUCCUCACCAGCCAAAGCUUUUAACUCUCUCUUUUUUUGUACAUUUUUCUCAUUGCUUUUGGGAGCCUCAAACGUUUGUCUUGAGGUAUUGUAUAAGGUGCUGUUCAGACCGGAACAGAAGUUCAUUAUUUUAUUUUAUUUUAUUUUUUAAUCACUUACACUCAUUACAGUCAUGUCGAGGUGGUGUAACGUGAGAGCUUUUUGGGUGUUGUUUCUGGACUGCAGUUAAAAGUGGGGAAAGUUGUGCAUGUUGAGGCUGCUCCAGCAAUGUGGACAUUUAAAGAAAAAAAGUAAUAAUCAGUUUUGUUAUAUCUACUAACUGUAAAUGACUAUGUGAGUAUUUUGUAUUUCUGUCCCACGUCAGACGUCUCAGAGCAGUGGUUCAGUAGUGGGGACGUGUCACUCUGCACGUUUGUGUGUUUUUAUGUUAAGCAGGCUUCGACUUGGUCUUCAAAUCUUUGUGCAUCUCGAACACUAGAGUGUGGCGAGUUAUUCCUCUAUUCCUUUAGGUUUUUAAAAAAUCUUGCAAGAACGUUUGAGACUUUUAUCAUACUUCUUUGCUGAUGCUCAUUUUUUCUUUUUCCCCUUUAUAUCAUGACCUAGUGCACAUGUGUAAAUCAGCUCAUUACUCCUUAUUACUUCUCAGUGCUAAAGCUGACGUAGGCCUGCAGUGCAUUAUGGGAAUGGCUUCUAUGCAUUGUAGAUGUCUUAAAAUAGUUAAUAGUUACUAAGAAUAGAAGUUUUAGCAUAAAGCAAACUAGUUUUUGAGUAACAGGACUGAUCCAUAGUCAGUUUCCGUCCUCCACAAUUGUGCGUUUGCAAAAAGAGAGCAAAAUAGCUGAACCUCAUCUCUGAGACGCCCAACAUCCACAUAUCCACACGGCACUUACUGAUCAUCAUCACUAACUCCUUCCAGAGCAAAAUUUAGAACCCAUCUUUAACUAGAAAUCAUUCAAUAAUAAUAAUAAUAAUAAUAAAAAGUCUUGUACAUGAAAUUUUCAAUGUCUUCACUGAUCGAUUCUAACAGUGUGUAAUUAAAAGUGUAAAUAUAAAGUUAUUUAAACACCUAUGCAUCUCUUUGUGGAUCAGAAAAGCUGUCUCGGUCUCACGUUCUCACACACCCUUUAUAUAAAACGUGUCUCGUUCAACACUGGAGCUUGUCCCGGUAUAAUUCUAGAGCUUUCAUAAAGCCGUUGCUUUAUAUUGUGACACCAGUGAAAAUCACCACCCAAAAUCAUGAGAUUUAUUGAGUGCCUAUAAUUACUUGUGAAAUAUUUAAUCCAAAUCUCAACACAAAUUAGCCUGCUCCUAAUUAACAAUUUUAAUAACACACUACAUCUCUAAUCGGUAGGCAAGAUAUUAAUGUACAAAAUUUAAACAGUUGGAUUACAUUCAGAAAAUAAAUCAGAGGGGGGCUGUGGGUGUUUUCUUACAGUUUAA